CUUCUUUCUUUCAUGGUUUUUCCUCCCUUCUACCUGUGCGUGUUUUAUUGAGAGAGGUUUUUCUGUUACCCCUUUUUCUCCUUUUCCCCUCUUGUUGUUUUUCUUCUUCUGGGAAAAAAUAAAAUGAGAAACGAAAAUGCAUAAUUCUGCGGAGAGAUUGAUUUUUAUGUGGUGGUGAUGGCGGAUUCGUUUUUUCACAUCUUGUUGCAUUGAAUUGGAACUGAUAAUUUUCUUGCUUGAUCUCUUCUCCUUGGUCCGAUCUCCACCUCCGAUCCCGAUCUGGGCUCUCGCUGUACAUAUUGUUGGACGGAAUUCACCGGAGAUUGACGUUAAUCACGAGGUCAGUAGUGUGCUGUGGAUUCCAAUUGCAGCGAUUCUUGUUUAAUAAGUGCCCAUCUGGUAUGUAUGUUUGAGAUAUGGUGUUGAAGAAGAGGCAAUCUCAUGGUUUUAACAGUCUCCACUUCCCUUCUGUUCCCAAGGCUCCCAGAUCUGCCAGAAGGGCUUUUCGUAAGAGAAUAGUUGAGGACAGCCAAAUCUGCGCAUUUGAGUUACUUGCUUCUCUAGCCGGAAAGCUAUUGCAGGAAAGUGAAAGCUCAUCUGCUUCUAGUAAUGCAUCUGACGCACAUGACCGGCCUGCAAUUAGUGACGGUGUUGUUAAAAGAGAGCGAGUUGAGACCAAACCUGUGAAAACAGAGUGCUUGGAUUUGGGAAGCUGCGAAGAGAGCAUUUUCCUCCCUGACUACGAUUCACCUAGCAGUGACAGUAGGCAAAGUCUAAAGGAAAUUCCACCGCCAGCUGAGAGUGAUUCCAUUUUGGAGCGGUCUUCAACUGUCUCGAAUGCGGAUUCCUCAGAGAAAGGGAAUGGUGAUGAGAAGCCGAUCCAAUGUGAAAAGGUACUUGCUAAGGUGGAGGGAGUCUCUCCUGUUUCUGUAGAGACUUGUGAUGCAAAACCAGAAAGUGGGCUCGGAAGACAGCCGUUGGCUGAUGGGAUGGAGACUCGGGGGUUGAUCCUUGAUAAUGCCUGCAGUUCAAAGGAUCCCAUGAAGUUGAGUGCGAAGAAUCCUGCAUUGGUCAACUCAGCCAACACUGUCAAAGUGUUAUCCCACGGGAAUUCUCUUCCCAGUGCUUCUGAUUUGAAGCACGGGAAUGAUGUUAAAUUAGGUAUUAGAGAUGAUGAUGAAAACUUUUUUAGGUUUAAUAAACUAAGCAACAGAAGAAAGGCAUUUAAGCCUUCUUCUAGAAUUGGAGACAGAAGAAUAAGAAAGCUACUGUCAUCCAAAUACUGGAAAGCAGCUCCGAAGCUGAAAGACUAUGAGCUAACGAAACCUUUAUUUGCAGAUUUGGGGAUGAAGCCUCUUCAUCACAAGAGGAAAUUAUCUUGCAAUCCAGACAAAACUCAGGGCGAUAUUCUUUACAAGAGGAGGAAGUUUUCUGACCGUAGCUUAGUUAUAGCGUCUGAUGGGGGUUUUAGCAGUGAAAGUGUUUGCAAUUCACCUGAAAAAGGCAUGUCUGGAGACAAUGGUUCAGCAGUAUUAUGUAAUGGAGAAAAUGGUAUGUCAUCUCCAGUUAUUGGCCAUCAAGCCCAGCUCCGGUCGAAGGAUUCUCAUGUUAAACUGAGCAUCAAGUCCUUCAAAAUUCCAGAGCUUUUCAUUGACGUCCCAGAAAAUGCAACUGUUGGUUCUCUCAAGAGAACUGUCGUGGAAGCUGUGACUGCUCUACUUGGCGGUGGUUUACGUGUCGGGCUGGUUCUUCAUGGAAAGAAGGUCAGGGAUGAUAACAGAACCCUGUUGCAGACUGGCAUCACUUCUACUGAAAAUAUCGAGACUCUGGGUUUUACCUUGGAGCCUAAUUCAGUGCAAGCACCUGUACCCUUAUGCUGUGAAGAGCCUCCCGCUAUCUUACCAUGUGAGACAUCCCACCUUAUACCAAGGUCCCCAGAAACUCCAAUUGUAGAGUCAUUGAAGCUUAUUGACUCGCUCAACCUUGCUCCUUCUCCAACAACAAAUCAUGCUGACAAUAACAGUGAGACUAGUGAUCAGGAACCACUUUCCUCUAAUGCUGACGUAGUAGCUGACAACAAACCACCAUCAGAUUCCAAAGCUCUGGUUGCAGUUGAACCAGCAAGUGCUGAGGCACUUGCUGUUGUUCCCCUCAACCAGAAAUCUAAGCGAUCUGAGAAUGUACAGCGUCGAACUAGGAGACCAUUCUCAGUCUCGGAAGUAGAGGCACUUGUCGAAGCCGUUGAAGAACUAGGCACUGGAAGGUGGCGGGAUGUUAAGUUAAGAUCUUUUGACAAUGCUGACCAUCGAACAUAUGUUGACCUAAAGGAUAAAUGGAAGACAUUGGUCCACACAGCCCAGAUUGCUCCGCAACAAAGAAGGGGUGAGCCAGUUCCUCAGAACCUUCUUGACAGAGUACUGGCUGCACACGGCUACUGGUCGCAGCAUCAAGCCAAGCAACAUAACAAAAAUCAAGUUACCGCAACUGCAACUGCAACCUUGGCGAUGCUGCAGAUAACUGACGGGCAGGCGGUGGAGGCUUGAAGAUGGAGGACAUCUCAGUUGGUGUACAAAAGGAAGGGAAUACUACUACUACUUGACAGGGAACAUGGGAAGGCACAGAACAGGGUGACAGACAAGAACAUCAACAAAAUUGUACAAAUUGCACAACAGAAAGAACAAUUGAUUUCUCAGAAUGUUUAUUUUGUAAUACACUCACACUUUGGUUUUACAACAAUUCAUUGCCAGUGUUUCCCCUCCCCUCAAAUGGAAACAGGGUGAGAAGGAAAGCUUCGGCCUUUUGUAAAUUGAUUCAGUUCCAGGGAAUAAAGCCCCUCUAGCGGGAGUGGCUCAACCUAACAGGAACAAUUGUUUUCCCCCAUUCUUUGAUUUAAUUUGGUGUAAUAGAAUUGGCCGGAUAGAUUAUGUGUAGUUCAGGUUCAAAGGAACAUUUGAAAAUGGCUUCCAUUAUUAGUUGUACCUCUCUCAAUCCAUGUCUCUUUUCGAUUCUAGGACAGACAUAAACUACUAGCUUUAUGAAUCAUGUAAUGCAAUGGAAUCCGCAGACUUCGAAUGGUCAAGUAGCUAGCUUUCCACUCGAAGAACUUCUGGGUUUGGUUUCGAUCUGUGCAUCGAUCGAUGUUCUAUUAUCCUUCGCGCCAUUUUGUGAGAAGAAGUGGGAUGAAAUUGUUGGAUUGGGAAGAGGGGAAAGCAUCAAGGUAAAGAAAUCGGGGCUUGAAAGGCAAGCUAGAUAGAUGUCAGAAUGGCAUACAGAGAAAGGGCAGGGGAAGAUUUCUUUACGGCUAAAACUCUGUUCCCUGCACGCA
This is a messenger RNA of Linum tenue, 3325 nucleotides long. The record is from the annotation of a GenBank genome assembly. NCBI's taxonomy places the organism in Eukaryota, Viridiplantae, Streptophyta, Magnoliopsida, Malpighiales, Linaceae.